Odobenus rosmarus divergens (Pacific walrus) is the source of this 783-nucleotide messenger RNA. RefSeq lists its product as uncharacterized. The transcript is spliced from 2 exons. Gene Ontology annotation, cellular component: nucleus. Bases 1 to 783 code for a protein of 260 amino acids. Gene Ontology annotation, biological process: positive regulation of transcription by RNA polymerase II; negative regulation of apoptotic process. NCBI's taxonomy places the organism in Eukaryota, Metazoa, Chordata, Mammalia, Carnivora, Odobenidae. The record is from RefSeq and is a predicted model, not a curated record. Gene Ontology annotation, molecular function: histone binding.
AUGACCUUAGACACAGACCUUACACCUUACACCUUUCCCACUGGCUGCUCUGAAAAGCCAUCAUUCCCGAGUGUGGCUUCCCCUUCACUGCAGCCACCUCUGCUGGGCACCUCCUCCGCCACCGAGGACUCUGGCAGCUUUAUUGCCAGAGUCCUGGAACCCUCGCUCUCUUUUGAAUCCAGUGCAUCGGAUCAGCGAGUGCCCCACCAGAUCGCCGCGGUGGACACCAGCUCCAAGAUCACCACCAAGGACUUAAAGGAGAAGAAGGAAGUGGUGGAGGAGGUGGAAGAUGGGGGAGAUGCACCUGCUAACGGGGACACUGAGAUUGAGGAAGGUGGGGAGCAGGAGGCUGACAAUGAGGUGGAAGAAGAGGAAGAUGUAAGGAAGGAGGAGAAGGAAGGCGACGGUGAGGAAGAGAAUGGAGAAGAAGAUGAGGAAGCCCAGGCAGCUGAAGAUGAGGAGGAGGAUGCCGACACCAAGAAGCAGAAGACCAAUGAGGAUGACUACACAGCAAAAAAGGAAAAGUUACACUUAACAAAACUUAACCUAUACACCCUUCGCUUCCCGUCUCAGACUCUAAAUGUGGUCACCUUCGAGGGGACAGUCCUGCCGGCUGCCCCAUGUGGGCAGCACCACCCCGCAGGAGAUGCGGCUGAGGGGGCCAUGGACCUGGAGAAGCCUCAGGGUGAUACAGGAGGACAGGAUGAGCUUUGUGGCUCUGGCUGCCCAAGAACAGAAGCAGCUGACAAGAAACGAAAGAACAAUGAAUAUCAGCAGAAGUGA